UGGAAAAUUUGGAAAUUCAACUGGAAAAGCAAAUUUUGAAAUGAAAAUUAAAUACUACGUGGUCAAUAAAAAUGACUUAAAUGGAGCGAUUGGAGUUCCUGCAGGCGAAGUUUUCGAUCUACAACCUUGAUGGUUGCCCGCUAUCAACGCUAAACGAGCUGGACUAAGACAUUGGCAUCCUGGAUGAUUAAAUGCUGUUGGUACAGCAGUCGAAUUUUGGAAGUCGUAAGGAAUGCCUUGGUCUGCUGGUGUAGCUGCCUCUUUAUCUAGAAUGUGGACCGACUGAUCCCCCCAUGGUAUCAUGAAAAAGGAAGAGGAAAGAUGGUAUUGCCAACGCUGAUGGAUGUUCUGAAAAAGCAACCGCCCAGGAGUCACGAGCCGAUUAUCCUCUGCACUUCCAUAUGCUGUGGAUCCAAUCUCUCCAAGAUGGGUCCAAUUAUGGCCGCAACGGACGCUUGAAAUAUGUUCCAGCCAGAGGAGCUGCUCCAAAAUAAGGUCGCCUUGGAGACCCUGAUCAUCUCCACAGGCAAGACGUUCUAUAAAGCGUUUUUUCGUUGUUUUAAACUACUUUUGUGAAAAAUAUUGGAUGGCUAACAGCUGGUCUCAGCUGGAUGACGUAGCAGCCAGCUUCUGUUAGCACCACUCGCAGCGAAUACACACAUACACUGCCAGGGCUGCAAUAAACAGCUGAUUGCUGAGUCAAUUUUGGGAUUGUAUUAUUAAAAAAACUGAGCUGUAAAACCUUUGCAUUAUACCUAGAAAAUGUCCACUGAAAUGGCGCAUCGGAUGAGGGCUAUGAAAUGCCCGACGGACGAACUGUCCCUAACGAACAGGGCCAUUGUGAAUGGUUCCGAUUUCACGGAGGAGGUCAAAUAUGUGGACAUCUCGCCGGGACCGGGGCUGCACUACAUCUUCGCGCUGGAGAAGAUCAGCGGGGCGGAACUGCCGCCCGGCCACGUAGGAUUCUCGCUCGUCCAGCGGAAGUGGGCCACGCUCUCCAUCAACCAGGAAAUAGACGUCCGGCCCUACCGAUUCGACGCCAGUGCGGACCUCAUAACACUCGUGUCCUUCGAGACGGACUUCCUGCAGAAGAAGACCACAACGCAGGAGCCCUACGACUCGGACGAGAUGGCCAAGGAGUUCCUCAUGCAGUUUGCCGGAUUGCCCCUGACCGUCGGACAAACCCUGGUUUUCCAGUUUAAAGACAAGAAGUUCCUGGGCCUCGCUGUGAAAACCCUGGAGGCAGUGGAUCCCCGAACGGUGGGGGAUACUGCCCCAAAGACCCGGAACGUCCGGUUCGGUCGCAUCCUUGGCAACACAGUGGUGCACUUCGAGAAGGCCGAGAACUCCGUCCUAAAUCUGCAGGGUCGCUCCAAGGGUAAAAUUGUGCGGCAGUCGAUCAUAAAUCCGGAUUGGGACUUUGGCAAGAUGGGCAUUGGUGGCUUGGACAAGGAGUUCAAUGCGAUCUUUCGACGCGCCUUCGCUUCUCGCGUUUUCCCGCCGGAAUUGGUGGAGCAGCUCGGAAUUAAACACGUGAAGGGUAUCCUUUUGUACGGACCACCCGGCACGGGUAAAACCCUAAUGGCCCGGCAAAUAGGAACCAUGCUGAAUGCCCGCGAACCCAAGAUUGUAAACGGGCCGCAGAUCCUUGACAAGUACGUGGGCGAGUCGGAGGCCAAUAUCCGGCGCCUGUUUGCCGAAGCCGAGGAGGAGGAGAAGCGUUUGGGUCCGAACAGUGGCCUGCACAUCAUCAUUUUCGAUGAGAUCGAUGCCAUCUGCAAGGCUCGUGGCUCUGUGGCAGGCAAUAGUGGUGUCCACGAUACGGUCGUCAAUCAACUGCUGGCCAAGAUCGACGGCGUGGAGCAGCUUAACAACAUCCUGGUGAUAGGAAUGACCAACAGACGGGACAUGAUCGACGAGGCGCUGCUGCGACCCGGUCGCUUGGAAGUUCAAAUGGAGAUCAGCUUGCCCAACGAGCAGGGUCGCGUUCAAAUCCUCAAUAUCCAUACUAAACGGAUGCGGGACUUCAACAAGAUAGCCAGCGAUGUGGACAACAUCGAGAUUGCAGCCAGGACAAAGAAUUUCAGUGGCGCAGAACUGGAGGGACUUGUCAGAGCGGCACAAUCCACGGCUAUGAACCGACUAAUUAAGGCGGAUUCAAAGGUUCAUGUGGAUCCCGAGGCUAUGGAGAAAUUGCGAGUAACCCGUGCCGAUUUCCUACACGCUUUGGACAACGACAUCAAGCCCGCUUUUGGAGCCGCCCAGGAAAUGUUAGAGAAUCUACUGGCGCGUGGCAUUAUAAACUGGGGUCCACCGGUCAAUGACAUCCUGGAGGAUGGAAUGCUGUCCGUGCAGCAGGCGAAGGCCACUGAAGGCUCUGGACUAGUGUCUGUUCUCAUCGAAGGAGCCCCCAACUCUGGCAAAUCAGCGCUGGCAGCCAAUCUGGCCAAAAUGAGUGAUUUCCCGUUUGUCAAGGUCUGUUCCCCAGAGGAUAUGGUGGGAUUCACGGAGUCUGCCAAGUGCCUGCACAUCCGCAAGAUCUUCGACGACGCCUAUCGCUCCACGUUGAGCUGCAUUGUGGUUGACAAUGUGGAGAGAUUACUGGACUACGGACCGAUCGGACCCAGGUACUCCAAUCUCACGCUGCAGGCCCUACUGGUGCUGCUAAAGAAGCAGCCGCCUAAGGGUCGAAAACUGCUUAUCCUGUGCACUUCCAGCCGAAAAGAUGUCCUCGAAGAGAUGGAAAUGCUGCCGGCUUUCACGUCCGUGUUGCAUGUGUCCAAUCUCUCGAACCCCGAGCAUGUUCUCGCCGUGCUGGAGGACUCCGAUUUUUUCAGUGCCGAGGAGCUGCAGAAUAUUGCCAGAAAUAUGGCCGGCAAGCGAGUGUGCAUCGGCAUCAAGAAGCUGCUGGCCCUAAUCGACAUGAUCCGUCAAUCGGAACCCCACCAACGGGUCAUCAAGUUCCUCAGCAAAAUGGAGGAGGAGGGCGGAUUGGAGUUGGUGGCCAGAUCGCACUAGCUACCGCCCAUUUCCGAGCUGCGGUUGUCCAUUGUGGAGCUCCACGACGCCUUCUAAUUCACUUACAUUCCAUCUCCAAACAUUUAUGGUGGUUCGAUUUGAUUGACAGGAAAAUUAAGAGUAGAUAGCUUUACUUGCAUUGUUUCUUAGUUUCUUAUUUUCAUCAGAAUGUUUGGAAAAAUCAGUUAAAAUCGAACCUUAACUUUGAUGUUGUUUUUACUUUAAGGAUCUAAAGACGUUCUCUUUGUAGUUCAAUGCUUAAUAGUGACGAAACAGAAAAGAAAAAAAUAGUAUAUUGUUAUUUUGUUGCUUAUUUGAUGCAAUGAUAAUGGAUAAAAUGCUAUACUUCCAAGGAACUUUUAAAUUUCAAACUUAUUUGAUUGAAUCGGCGAUUCACUGAAGUGAAGUAUGAAGUCAUUAAUUGUAUUGGUUUUUCAAAAUGUGUCUAGUUUUAUUUUACUUAAGUGAAAUAUUUGUAAUUAAAACAGAAGAUUUAAAACAGAAUACAACAACGUAUAGCACGUUCAUACUUAUUUUAAUCACGGAUUAAUACACUUACGAUUUACUACAAAUUAACAAAGCGCACAACCUACCCGUAACUGAAGACCAAUUUGUAAGAUAUAACCAGAUAAUUUGAUAAGUUUUCAACUUUUAUGGAACCAACGAACUUGUAAAACUCGCAUUAGCGACUAAGGAUAAAUGCAGUAUUUUUACCACGAUAUGUACGCACAGAUUUACAAUGACAAUUUUUUACAAACAAUUUGAAUUUUUACAGUUUUUAAGAUAAAUGCAUUUACCAUGCUAAUAGAAACAGAUAAAAAACAGGAACUGAAAACAGAUAACUAAAUACAAAGCCGACAAGUGGCACACAACGUAGAAAAAUAUGAAACCAAAAAUCAGUCUUUGAAGAAACUUAAUAGUUUAAAGAAACUUACAUGUAAAACACGUAUUUUCACACCGUUCCAAAAUGUGGAUUUCAACAAAAUCGUUGUAUUUGCAGUUCGUCGUCUAAUUAGGGAUGUAAAUAAAUUUUAUACAAACAAAUUUUAAAUCCCAAACAUCUAAACAAAUGAAAUCUGUCAACAUUUUCUUUACAUCCCUAAGCAAGAUCAUAUUAGGUUUCAAAACUAGCUGAAGGAGGUUUAUGUCUCGGCUAAGAAAUGUGGAAUCUGAUCAAAGCUUUUUUGAAUAACGAUCUAAACUGAAAUUAUAAAAUGUGUGGGUUAUUUGUAAAUGUAAUUUUAUGGAAAAAUAUUGUGUAUUUCAA
Drosophila suzukii is the source of this 4285-nucleotide messenger RNA. Lineage: Eukaryota; Metazoa; Arthropoda; Insecta; Diptera; Drosophilidae. The record is from RefSeq and is a predicted model, not a curated record.